UUUAUUCCGUGGUGGAGUAGAACGAAGUUGGAGAUCAUCCCUGGAGCAGUGCGAUCUAACCUGGUUCUUGUUUUUUUCUCGGGUUCUUGAUGGUGUGAACUUUGGAUGAAACCAUGAGUGUUUACGGAUCGCAGCGGGGGCUGCACUCUCUCAGCCGGCGUACCGGCUCUCGCAGCGACGUCGAGGUCGGUAACUAUCAGGUCGGGGGUAAUGGAUUCGUCCAGGACUAUGCCGAGGACUACAACUACACCUUCUCCAAAGGCUCCAUGGGAGGAGGACAGGGCCCUCCUCUUCACGUUGUCAUCCAUCAGCGAGCUUCCAAUCUGCAAAGCCAAUGCCAAGCGCUCCUUCAUAAAGCAGAGUUCAUUUUACAAACAGACACCGAUAGAGUGAGAGCUGCAGCAGAAGCAGAGCAUUGCAUGAUGUCUGCCAGAGACUCUAUAGAGCAGCUCAAAGUUCUCGCUGUGGAUCUUAGGAACAUGGGCCAGCCCAACGAGAGCAUUCUAAUGACUGUGGAAGAGUGCACAGAGCAGCUAAGAGCAGUACAUAUGGCUCUGGGCGGCUCUAUGCAGAGGACGAGCCGAAGCAGCAGAGGCAGCUGGGAUGAAACGGAGAGAAACUUCCAACAUGCUCUUGCCUGGAUUGCGCAGCAGAAGCGCCUGAUUGAGACUUCGUCGUGGGGAGAGGAGCCGGCAUCUAUAGAUCAGCAGAUCAUAAAUCACAACAGAUUUCACAGCUCUAUCCAGAGGAGUGUGGAAGUGGAACGAGCCAAAGAGGAACUAAGAGAUAGAAGAGACAAGGCUGGCCUGCAUUUGCUGGAGCAGGAAUGGGACAGCCUUCAGAAAAUGUCGUUCGAACGAGGCUCACAGUUAAACGAGCUUCAGAACAUCAUCGAUGAGAUCACUCGAGAGAUCAUGUGGGUAAAUGAUCGAGAAGAGGAGGAACUCAUGUUUGACUGGGGCAACAAAAAUAUUGACACCUACAUUCCCAAGAAACAGGAGAGUUACUCGAGGUUAAUGAGUGAUUUGGAGGAGAAAGAGAAAUAUUUGAAUAAACUGAAAGUGAAAGUGGACAACCUUCUGGUAAGCAAUCAUCCUGCAUCGGACAAAAUUGAGGCAUACAUGGAGACUCUUCAGACCCAGUGGAGCUGGCUCCUCCAAAUCACCAAAUGCAUUCACGUACAUCUAAAAGAGAAUUCAGCGUACAGCCAGUUCUUCAUAGAAGCAAACGAAACAUAUGGCAGACUUCAGCAGCAGCACGAGAUCAUCCGCAAGAAAUUCUCCUGUGACAAAUCAACUCCUCUGGCGAAUUUACAAGAACUGCUUAAAAGCCUGGAGAAAGAGAAGGAUUAUCUGAUGGAGCACAAACAACAGGUGCAGCAACUGGUCAAUAAAUCCAAGAACAUCGUAAGUCUACGCCCACGAAACCCGGAGGAGAAGAGUAACAGCCCUGUGAAAGUACAGGCUUUGUGUGACUUCAGACAGGAUCAGAAAGUUAUCUGUAAGGAUGACAUAGCCAUUCUGAAGGAUAACACCGAGCGCAGUAAAUGGCUUAUAACCGGACCUGGAGGAUUGGAUAUGGAGGUGCCUUCGGUCUGUUUGCUAGUUCCACCACCCAACCCUUUGUCCAUCAACCUGGCUAACAAGAACGAGCAAUAUUUCGAGGCUCUUCAGUCAGUGUGGAACCAGCUCUUCAUCAAUAUAAAGAGCCUCAUUUCCUGGCAGUACUGCCUGCACGACAUCAGCCGUAUCAACUCCCUCACAAUCACCAUGCUGGCUCAAAUGCGCCCAGAGGAGUACCGCAGCAUCAUCAAUAGCUUAGAGUCUCACUAUCAGGAGUACCAGAGGAACUGUUCGGGAUCUGAGAUGUUUGGAGAGGAGGACAAGAGAGCCAUCGAGAGCCAGUAUACUGGGGCCCAGAAACACUACGAUCAGAUGAUCACACAGCUCCCAGCCUAUGUCGGCCAGCAGGUGGUGGUCGUGGAUACUUCAGUGAAGGAGACAUCAACGACGGUUCUCCAGGGUGCUAAGGUUUCGUCGGGUGUGAACCAGGUUACAUCAGAUGUGAGAAAUGUCUCGGCAGGUGUAAAGAAGGUUUCGGCAGGUGGGAACCAGGUUUCAUCCGGUGUGAAUGUGCUCAGUGAAUUGCAUGCCUUCCAGUUGAAACUGGAAGUCUUGGAGUCUGCAGUCAGUACACACCAGCACAUCCCAGUGGGACAGGGAGCACCAGCACAAUGCACCAGUCUUAUCACUUCCUCACAGGCAGUGGUGAAGGAUGUGGAGUCAUUGAAAGGAGAGUUCCAGAGGCUAAAAGAACAAGUGCUCACCGAAGUCAAAGGAAUGAAAGACACGGAUAAAGCUCAGUUUCUUCAAAGCCAACUCAACCUCAUAAACCAGAGACUGGACAGACUGGGGUCUCACUCUAGCGCUUAUCUGCUGAGGUUGAAGGCUUUGAAGUCUUUGCUACAGGCCCUACUUCAGGCGGAGGAUGUGGUGAAGGUUUACGAGGCUCGACUCACUGAGAGAGAAACGACCUCACUGGACCCGGCUGAAGUCCAGAAGUACCAGAGCGCCCUGAAGGUAAUGCGGUCUGAGCUCGAUCAGAAGGAUGGCGUACUGCGUUCUCUGGAGGACGAGCUGAAUAAGGCUCGUCAGUGUAACACGCAAAUCGAUCCGAACUGUCACAGGUGUGAUGUUGACCUGUGCCUGUACAGUGAGCAUGUAACGCAGCUGUCUGACCGUUGGAAGCGCAUUCAAGCGCAGAUCAACAACAGGUUCGGGGAUCUGGACGCAUACCUCCAGCAGCUAAAGCAUUAUCUUUCCUCAAGCUCCACUCUCGAUUCCUGGAUUAAUGACAUCAAAAGCCGGAUCAAUGCUCAGAUGACCACUAGGACGGAUGACAUUGCGGUCCUCAGCAAAUUCCUUAACCAACAGAAGGCGCUGAAUUCCGAAAUAUCCGGAAAGAGGGAGACUGUGGAGGCUGUACAGAGAGAUGGUGAAAAAUGUGUUAAUAGCAUUAAGGACUAUGAGCUUGGGUUGGCAUCUUACAGUGCUGGACUAGAAACUCUACUCAACAUUCCUAUAAAGAAAACCAUGCUGCAGUCUCCGACGACAGUUGUGAUACAGGAGGUUUCCUCUUUGCAUAGCCGCUACUUAGAGCUUCUAACACGUUCAAGUGAUUACUACAAAUCUCUUGGAGACUCGUUGAAGAACUUAGAAGAGCUCAAGAUGCGGAACACCAAGAUCGAUAUGCUCGAAGAGGAGCUGAGGCUCCUGAAAGCUGACAUAGAGGACCGCGACGCUAAGAACGCCUCGAUGCGAGAGGCACUCUCACGGUACCAGCUUAAGCUAAACGAAUCUCAGGAGCACCUCCUUUCUUUGGAGGAGGUGAAGAGAAGCCAGGCUCUACAGUGCAGCACAGCGCAGGCGACCCUGAGCUCGUCCCAGAACCAACUGCAUGAGCUGUUGGCGGAGGUGGAGCGUCUAAAACGGCUCGUGGAGGAGGAGAAGAGAAGCAGGAAAAUUGUGGAAGAAAGGUAUACCAGUCAGCAGGAAGAGCACGAAGGGGCCAUGCGGAAAAGGCUGAAAGAGUUAGAAGGGGCCAACUGGGCCAAAAUUGAAUUGGAGAAGACCGUGUCAGAUCGGACACUUGAGAUUGAGCAUGUGCGGAGGCAGCUGGAGGCGGAGUCACAGAACCUGAAACAGGCCCAGAUGGAGCUGGCUAAGGUAAGGCUGCAGCACAGUAAUGAAAUGAGAGAGGCCAAACAGACCUAUGAGUCCCAGAUCCUGGUAACCCAAACGAACAUACAGAAGCUCUCACAGCAGCGGAAGGAUGACACGUUGUCCUUGCAAAUGGAACGUGAAAGGGUCGAGGGGGAUUGCAAGAAACUGCAGGAGGAGUUGAGGAGGCUACAGUUCACCCUCAGUGAAGAACAGGCUCAAAGAAAGUACACGGAGGUAAUGCUGCAGCAACAGAUCACAGCAGGAACAGAGGAAUCCCGAAAAACAAGUGAACUGGAGGCUCGGAUACAGCUGCUUCUUAGUCAGCAAAGUGCAGAAGAGAGCAGGUGGAAGGAAGUGCAGGCACACUCUACAAAGUCUCUCCAGGAGAAGACCAAUCAGAUCUUCAACCUCACACAGUCACUAGAUGACGAGUUGCUGAAAAGGAGAGCCCUCGAAGGAGAAAACGGCCAUUUGCAGAAGGAGCUAGCAGACCUCCGUGCUAAGCAUACAGCUUGUAGUCAGGAACUGAUCAAACUUCGUUCUUCACAGCAAGAUCUUAACAUCCUCCGUAUCGAAUUGGAAAACCAGGGCAACGAGCGAAACCGGGCAGAACAGAAUAUUGGACAUCUUCAGGCAAUGGUUCAGGAGCUCCAAGGGGAGCUAAAACAACUGGAUGGGCAGCUGAAUCAGCAAGUAAAAGGAGCCCAAGAGGAGGCGACCAAGCGCAGGAAAACCGAAGCUCAGCUUGAGAAGACAAACCAGGCUAUGCGGGAGUAUGUCUCCACCAUCUCCGCUUUGCAAAAGAGUCAGGAGGAGGCUAACACCGAGGCCAAAAAAUCAGAAGACGACCGUAGAAAGUUACAGGAAGCUCUUGAUCGUAGCUUGAAGGAGUCAGGUUCUUCAGCUCAGCGUCUAGCAAUGCUGGAAGCUGAAAUGAAAACUUUGAGGCUGCAGUUGGUGCAGGAGCAAGGUCGGGUUUGUGAGUCCAACCAGCGUUUCCAGACUUUGCACCGAAGCAUGGAAGAGAAAACCAAAGCACUCAAUGAAUCCAUUGCUGAGGUAGAGCGCGUGAAGAAGCUCACAGAGACACUCACCAAAGAGCGCCUCGGCCUGGAGGAAGAGUUACGAGCGGUGCGGGUAGAGCAUGACAAGCUGCUUCAAGGCAGGCGACACAAGGACGGCGAGAUGAGCGCCCAAAUUGCGGCGCUUCAGCAGCAACUCGAAAGCAGCCAACGUACCCGCCAUGACCAUGAUAAACUUAUCCAACAGCUCUCGCAGGAGAGAGAGAAGCUUCGAUUGGAGAUACAGAAUAUACAAAAACAAGCCAGUGAGACAUCAAGCUUAAUCCAGUCUUCCCAGACUCAGUGCACUGAAUUACAACAAGAACGAGAUGCCCUUCUAAAGAAAAUAAAAACCCUGGAAGAAAAUAUGACCAAUAUCCGGAAAACCGAGGAAGAUUUUAGGAACGCCAAGCUGUCACUUCAGACAGAACUGCGCUUAAAAAAGCAACUGCAGGAUGAGAACGAGAGGCUCAGCAAUGAGUUAAGCACGUGGAAAAAGCAACGUCAAAUCCAAGAUGAGCAUGUUCAGCAGCACAUCACCGAGCGCAUGAAGCUCGAAGGGGAAUGUUCCUCCUUCAGAGCGCAUAUAGAGCAGCUGCAGGCCCAACUGAAAGAAGUCGAAGAGCGCUACAAGCUUCAGCUGCAGGGAUUGAAGCAAGAGCGUAAUGACCUAGUGACAAUUAGAGAUUCCUUGCAAGGAGAGGUUCAAAAAGUGAGGCAGAUUGAAAACGCAGUAAACCGAUGGACACAGACUGAUUUUCCUGGUACUGUGGAUCCCAGCACGCUGGUCUUUGAUGGUGUGCGUAAAAAAGUCACAGCCCAACAGCUACUCGAGUGUGGCGUGAUCAACCAAAAAACACUAAACGACUUGCGGAAGGAAUAUCAGACUGUCCAGGAUGUGGCUGUCAAUAUUAAACUAAAUCUUAAGGGCACAGGAGCCAUCGCAGGACUCGCUGGACCAUCUGGAAGGUUGACGCUCACAGAAGCUAAGAAAGACGAUCUGAUCUCCUCAGAUAGCGCAGUGAAACUGUUAGAGGCUCAAGCAGCAACAGGAUAUAUCCUUGAUCCCAGGGCGAAUUUAAGGAUGACCGUGGAAGAGGCUUGUCUUAAUGGACUUGUGGAUGAAGGGGAUAAAAAGCAAUUGCUGACUGCAGAGGCUGCCUGCCUUGGCUUUAGAGAUACAUCCACAGGCAAACUCCUGUCAGCCAGCCAAGCGAUGAGAAAGGGAAUUAUAGACCAAGAAACCGCUCUCCGUCUGCUGCAAGCGCAAGAGGCUGCAGGAGGCAUUCUUGAUCCUGUCCUCAGUAUAUACCUUCCUAAGGAUAUCGCCAGGGAUCGCAAUCUAAUCGAUGAGACCCUUUAUCAAGCCCUGAGUGCAAAACCGAACUGCUAUAUCGACCCUGGAACAAAUCUGAGUACGAGCUACGUCAGCUUGAAAAGGCAAUGCAAAGCUGACCCGAAUACAGGCUUGCUAAUGCUGCCAGCCCCACCGGCACCAAUCACCGUGCAGGGUUUGCGUGAAAAGGUCUCUCUGUCACAUCUGGUAGAGGCCAACCUGUUAGAGCCUGCAGACCUUGAUCAGCUAAGAGAAGGCAAACUGACCAGCCAAGACAUCGAGCACAGACUUCGUGCCUAUCUACAGGGAUCCACCUGCAUUGCUGGGGUCUAUGAUGAAACUGACAAACGCAUUCUGCCUAUCUACCAAGCAAUGAAAGAAGGACUCCUGCGGCCUGGAACCACACUGGAGCUUUUGGAGGCUCAGGCAGCUUCAGGCUUUAUAAUUGACCCUAUUAACAACCAGUAUUACACAGUGGAGGAGGCUUGUAAGAAAGGGCUCGUUGGGGUGGAGUUCAAAGAUAAGCUCCUCUCGGCUGAGAGAGCCGUUACUGGAUAUAAAGAUCCCGGUAGUGAAAAGAUCAUCUCCCUUUUCCAGGCAAUUGAGAAAGGUCUGAUCGAAAAAGGCCAUGGCAUUCGCUUACUAGAGGCUCAGAUAGCCAGUGGUGGUAUCAUCGAUCCCAAACAAAGUCACAGAAUUGAUGUAGAUGUUGCCUUUAAUAGAGGUUAUUUUGGUGAAGAGAUGAAUCAGAUUCUCAAAGAUGAGGGUGACGACACAAAGGGAUUUUUCGAUCCCAACACUCAGGAUAAUCUUACCUAUCUACAGUUGAAGAGUCGUUGCAUGACAGAUGAUAAAACUGGCCUUGUGCUUCUGCCACUUCAUGAUAAGAACAAGAUAUCAACACAAAAGAACACAACAAGGAAGACGAGGGUUGUUAUCGUGGAUCCUGACACCAAUAAGGAAAUGACAGUACACGAAGCUUAUAAGAAAGGUUUGAUCGACUAUGAAACUUACAUGGAGCUUUCUAAGCAGGAAAGCGAGUGGGAGGAGAUAAAAAUCACUGCCUCGGAUGGGACCAGUAAACUGGUCAUUAGUGAUAGGAAGACAGGCCUUCAGUAUGACUUGAAGGAAUUACUUGACAAGGGUGUAAUCAAUGACGACAAUCUGCAGGAGUAUCGCUCUGGGGAUAUCACUCUUACUGAGUUUGUUGACAUCAUCACCACUAAAACCAUAGGUGUGAGCAAGCCCCUGAGCUCUUCCCCCUCUUCCUCCUCAUGUUUUGUGUCAUCCCAGACAGUCAAAAGAGAAAUCGUGACCUCAGUCGGAAAUAUUACAGAUGAGCAAAGUCCAGUUGGGGCCAUUUUUGACACAGAGAAGUCUGAAAAGAUCAGUAUAUAUAAAGCAAUGAAGCAAGGUCUUGUAGACUCUAUCACAGCCCAACGACUGCUCGAGGCACAAGCCUGCACCGGUGGUGUUGUAAACCCGGAAAAUGGCCGCCGCAUCUCAAUUCAAGAAGCUACUCGCUAUGGCAUAAUUGACGAUGACAUGGCUAAUCGGCUGAAACCUGCUCAAAAAGCCUACAUUGGCUUUGAAGAUAUUAAGACCAAGAAGAAGCUGUCAGCAGCUGAGGCGGUAAAAGAAAAAUGGUUACCGUUCGAGGCUGGUCAGCGUUUCCUUGAGUUUCAGUUUUUAACAGGAGGCCUCUUCGAUCCGGAACACGGCCACCGGAGGUCACUUGACGAGGCCGUACGCUUGGGCUGGUUGGAUCUGAGGACAUCGCAGAAGCUCCUGGACACUCGUCACCAUCCCAAGAUGCUGACCUGCCCCAAGACAAAGUUGAGGAUCACGUACAAGGAGGCAAUGGAUGCCUGUAUGUUGGAGGAUAAAACCGGAGUACGCAUGCUUCCCGCAGCUUCUACAUCAUCACGUGGAAUCAGCAGUCCUUACAAUUCGAACCCAAGCUCUGCCCCAAGCUCUCGGACAGGAUCCCGCAGAGGCAGCGUGGAUCAAACCUAUUCCAACAGCUCUACAUCAAGAUACAGCACUUUUAGCUACAGUAGCACCUCUUUUAGCAGCAAGUCAUUAUCAUAGAGGUGAUUUAGAGAGUAAUGGUGGAUGAAAAUACAACCCAAAGGGUAUUAACAUAGAAAAGUGUAUCUAUAUUAAUGGUAAGAUAAGCUAAACCCUAAAUGAUAAUUAGAUCAAUGUUAAAUACUAAUCGACAAAUAAUGUUGAAGACACUAAGUUCUUAUUUUUACUUCAGAUUUACAAAAGUAUUUUCCUUUUUUUUUUUUUUUUAUAAACCGAGUGCCUUCUCUUAUAUAAAAAUAUCAGUAUCAUCAAUUAAACUGAAUUAGUGUGAAACUGAAUUAAUGUGGUUGCUGAAGGCGGUUACAUAUCACGUGGGAUUAUAGGGCUACAGAGAUGUGAAAGUGUGAGCUUGAGGAUGGUUGAAAAUAUCGACUGAUGUCAUAAGUAUUUGGACAGCAACCGUUUAGCCAUUUUACGAAUGUAUGCAACUUCCCGGAGCAAUCGAGAUGUGAUCGAAGUGUAGGCUUUCAGCUGAUGUGCCGUUUAAUGGUCAGGUGCAGCCUCCUUAUUCCAUGACAAAUUAAAGAAAUCAAAGGUCUGGAGCUAAUUCCAAAGUGUUGAAUUUGUGUUUAGGAGCUGCCCAGGGGGAACUCUCAACAUGCAAGUUACGGAGGAAAUCCCCCCCCACCCCAAAAAAAAACAACGCAAUGCUAUCCGAGUCCUAGCACAUUACUAGCAUUGGGUUGCUGAACAAAUACUUAUGGGCCUGACUGUAUUUGUAUUCGUUGGACUGGUGUCGGCAAUUUACUAACUCAAAGGAAUAUGAUAAUGUAAUGUGAUUGAUUGUUGUAUCGUCAGUCCAGAGCUGGAAUUGAGAAUGUUUAACAAUGCCCUAGUUUUAAAUACUUUUCCUUUUCUCCUCAGAUAAACCUAACAAUUUUUGUUCAAGCAUUUGUACGAUGUCAAAUUGUUUUUUGCAAAUGUGAUCCCUUCUUUAACAUCUAAACUUACACAUUAAAUAAAUAAUUGAAUUCA
Messenger RNA from Silurus meridionalis, 9185 nucleotides. Its product is annotated as desmoplakin. NCBI's taxonomy places the organism in Eukaryota, Metazoa, Chordata, Actinopteri, Siluriformes, Siluridae. The record is from RefSeq and is a predicted model, not a curated record. The transcript is spliced from 25 exons. Gene Ontology annotation, biological process: intermediate filament cytoskeleton organization; cell-cell adhesion; skin development. Gene Ontology annotation, cellular component: plasma membrane; intermediate filament; cytoplasm. Bases 114 to 8210 code for a protein of 2698 amino acids. Gene Ontology annotation, molecular function: structural molecule activity.